CGUCAAUGUCAGUUGUUGUGAGUUGUGUUCUCGCAGCAUCUGUAUCUGUCGGUCCGUUCUCGCGAUCUUAAAAAAGCUGCAGUGAUAUUUACUUUUUUCUAAAUAAAUCAUUGUUUUUAAAAUACAAUUCAUAAUGUAUUUUAAUAAUUUGUGAAUUUUAGUUUGUACUAUUUUCAAGAAUUUUUCUCUUCAUUGUUUUAUCUUGAUAUUAAAUAAUAUCCAAAAUGAGAUUGGCAGGGACAAUUUUCAGUAAUGUUACGAAAAUGUUGGACUUCUAUUCGCAAUUUAAUCCAUCUCCGCUUUCUAUCAAGCAGUUUAUAGAUUUCGGUCUAAAUGCUUGCGAGAGGAAGUCAUACCUGUUCUUGAGGAAGGAAUUACCAGUGAGGUUGGCUAACAUAAUGAAAGAGAUAGCGCUACUUCCCGAGAACCUACUACGGAUGCCGUCAGUUGGUAUGGUGAACCAGUGGUAUGAGCGAUCGUUCGAGGAGAUCAUAGAGUUUGAGAAGAUGGAGCCAGAACCACCUAUCUUAAGCCAAUCGUCAAUAUUGGACAGGUUCUGCGAGAGGUUGGUGCACAUCCGCAACAGACACGCAGAUGUCGUGCAGACGAUGGCUCAGGGUGUUCUCGAGCUGAAGGAAUCUCACGAAGUCGACCCCGGCACUGAGAACUCGAUACAAUACUUCUUAGAUCGAUUUUACAUGAGCCGAAUAUCGAUUAGGAUGCUUAUCAAUCAGCAUACACUCCUCUUCGGUGAACAAAUGGGGGCAAGACAGGCGUCAGUAAACGGCAUGGGUUGCGGAGGCCGGCAUAUCGGCUCUAUAGACCCAGCGUGUGACGUCGUCGCGGUCGUACGUGACGCGUACGAGAACGCUCGCUUCCUAUGCGACCGGUAUUACCUCGCAUCACCUGAACUUGAACUACUCCAGAAUGGGGUGUCCUCAGACCGUCCGAUGCCUAUAAUAUAUGUGCCUUCACAUCUCUACCAUAUGCUUUUUGAACUCUUCAAGAACGCGAUGCGAGCUGUUAUGGAGUGUCACGAAAGUGCACCCCCGCCAAUACAAGUCAAUUUAGUAACUGGCAAAGAAGAUAUCUCAGUUAAGAUGUCGGACCGAGGAGGUGGCAUCCCUCGCAGCGUGUCAGAUCUCCUCUUCAAGUACAUGUACAGCACGGCGCCGCAGCCCUCUAAAUCUGAUUCACACACCGUGCCGCUGGCUGGUUACGGGUACGGAUUGCCGAUAUCGAGGCUGUACGCGCGGUACUUCCACGGUGACUUGGUGCUCAUGUCUUGUGAAGGAUACGGCACUGAUGCCGUCAUAUACCUUAAGGCUUUAUCAAACGAAGCGAACGAACUCCUCCCAGUGUUCAACAGGACGUCGAGCAAAUUCUACAAGCCGAUGCCGACGUUGGCGGACUGGUCGGGCUCUCUCAACACCGCCAGCAACUCGCAAUGCGCACGCGCAAAGAAUAGGGAGAAACUCUCCCCCUCCAUAUCACAUGGACUAUAGUGCCACAAGCUGCUGAUACUGCUAGUAUAGAAAUUCUAUAUUGUCUACGGUAUAUGUAGUGGCUUGCAGGAGUAUAUGUU
Messenger RNA from Papilio xuthus (Asian swallowtail), 1585 nucleotides. RefSeq names its product pyruvate dehydrogenase kinase (gene Pdk). Bases 225 to 1505 code for a protein of 426 amino acids. Gene Ontology annotation, biological process: regulation of glucose metabolic process; protein phosphorylation. Gene Ontology annotation, molecular function: pyruvate dehydrogenase (acetyl-transferring) kinase activity. Gene Ontology annotation, cellular component: mitochondrion. The record is from RefSeq and is a predicted model, not a curated record. The transcript is spliced from 9 exons. Lineage: Eukaryota; Metazoa; Arthropoda; Insecta; Lepidoptera; Papilionidae.